Molecule: messenger RNA, 843 nt
Organism: Caenorhabditis remanei
Lineage: Eukaryota; Metazoa; Nematoda; Chromadorea; Rhabditida; Rhabditidae
Exons: 4
Coding region: 1-843 (280 amino acids)
Biological process (GO): regulation of transcription by RNA polymerase II; cell differentiation; anatomical structure morphogenesis
Molecular function (GO): DNA-binding transcription factor activity, RNA polymerase II-specific; RNA polymerase II cis-regulatory region sequence-specific DNA binding
Source: RefSeq, a predicted model, not a curated record
AUGGAAUUGCUGGCGUCUACCAUCCAGAUGCCCUCAGCUUCGGACACAAUCAACACAGAUACAACAUCUUCAAUCUCAUCACAACAUUCACCAGUUCAAACACCCCUGGCAACAGCUUCUUCAGACAGUUUUGAACGACCAUCACUCUCUUACAAAGAUCUUAUCAUUGAAGCCAUUGACAGGAGUCCGGAAAAACGGUUGAAGCUUAAUGAAAUCUAUCAGGUGAUCCGAUUGCUGCACCCAUAUUACCGACACCGACCAGAUCAGUGGGGAUGGCAAAACUCCAUACGACACAACUUGAGUCUUCACGAUUGCUUUGUCAAAUUGCCACUCAAACAAACUUCUGCAAGUGGAGUUGUCGGACACUUCUGGACGGUUGUUCCUGAGCUCAGUGACAAGCAGACCUUAAGAAGGAGGAAUCGUCAACAACCAAGAGCACUUGUGAAGAAGAGUGAUGUAGGAAGAACAAUUUCAAGAGAUGAAAGAGGCAGUUCUGGAAGUGGAGAAACAUCACCAAGUCCAUCGAACCCUUCGAUCAGUCCUCCGAGUGAAAACCCGAAACCACAGAUGCCAGUACUCAACGUCCUGGAACUUCUUAGUGGAAUGAAUGACUACAAAGGAACGUUAUUCCAGAAUAACUACCGUUCCAAUCUGAUCCAAGAUAACUCUGCAGUCAGCGGGCUCCAGAAUCUGCUCACCACCACACUUCUGCAGAUCAACCCACAACUCGGAGCACUUCUUUCCUUGGCAAAUCUGAACAAUUUGACUCAAAAUCAACUGCAUAUCGGCAGUCCGUCACUCUCACCCAUAAAAGCCGAGAGCCAGUCUUUUCUUCUUCCUUAG